Brugia malayi is the source of this 288-nucleotide messenger RNA. RefSeq lists its product as uncharacterized. Bases 1 to 288 code for a protein of 95 amino acids. Lineage: Eukaryota; Metazoa; Nematoda; Chromadorea; Rhabditida; Onchocercidae. The record is from RefSeq and is a predicted model, not a curated record. The transcript is spliced from 2 exons.
AUGUUAGUUUGGGAAUGGCGACGGAAAUGGCGACAAUAUAUUCGUAAUAGGCGACCACCAUCACGUUUAACAUAUCAACAGUUGACAAAGAGGUAUACAAGAGUGUCAUUCGUUCUUUUCGUUGUAGGAUGGCAUGCCAUUGGUUUUGUAAUAUGGAAAAAAGUAGAGAAAUUGAAGAAAGAUGAUCCGCAAGAAAAAGGUUUACUAAGUGAAAUAUCCCAAAAAGGUUUCAUGGACUUCACAGAAGAGGAAAAAGAGGAUAUUGAUUUUGAAAAUAGUGAUAAAUGA